Fomitopsis serialis is the source of this 1622-nucleotide messenger RNA. RefSeq lists its product as uncharacterized. The transcript has 3 exons. NCBI's taxonomy places the organism in Eukaryota, Fungi, Basidiomycota, Agaricomycetes, Polyporales, Fomitopsidaceae. Bases 342 to 1247 code for a protein of 301 amino acids. The record is from RefSeq and is a predicted model, not a curated record.
CGUAAAUUCGCGGCGAGGGCGACGGCUUCGAGCGACCUCCUGUGGGAGGUUGGUGGCUGCAAGUCGGCUUCUGAGUGAUGUGGUUGGGUAAUAGUGUUGACGCCGGCCGUCGGGAGGACCAGGGGAGGACUAGGCCCUCCGGUGCCGGUGCCCGCGUCCUCGUUGCCGAACGAGCGGUAUCGCUAUCGCUAUAGCGAUAUUCUGCCUGUCCUGGUGUCUGCCGGGCUCUGCAAGCACGAAAUCAUGGCAGCCAUAGACGGUUUGUGCAGGACUCAUCUCCAUGGGGAAGACAGCCUGAGCAUCGCCUCGGACGAGCAUGCGCACCAUGUCCACGCUCGAGAAUGUGCGGCGGCGUGAUGGAAAGGCCUAGCGAGGCGACGUUGACGGAUGAUCGAAUCAUGAGGGGCCUGAGCCAAGCGCUGGUAAGCGGCCUUCGGCGCAUGUACGGCGAAUGCUCAUCAGAGCGCGUAUAUAAGAACGCCCCGCCCCUUGUUGCGCCUCUUCCAGAGUCUGCUCUUUUCUUCCCUCUCUCUUCGCCUGUCUCUCGUUCCCUAGAGUAUAGCCCACGAUCGUUCGCAAUGGCACGUUUCACCAGCCUCCUCCUCCUGGCCGCCGCCGCUCUCCCCUUCGCAUUUGCCAAUUCUAGCCAGUGCGCGGAGUCCGAGUUCUUCUACGACGCCAAGAACUGCUGUUUACCUCACGGCGGUGUCCCGAACCCUCCCACCCCGCCUCAGGGUGAGAAACAGUGCCCCACCAACAACUGGUACUGGCAUCCGGGCAAGGAAUGCUGCGUUCCGACGACUCCCCCGAAGACCACCGCCCCGCCCCAGUGCGGUGGUAGUUGGGAGUGGAAUGAGGGCUCGUCCUCCUGUUGCGAGGGUGGUGGUGGAUCUACCACUACCACCUCCACGCCCGCCCCGUCGGCAAACCCGCAGUGGGCGCGCUCGAACCCCGCGCAUCACAAGCGUGUCGCUGCGAAGGCCCGUCGCUCGGUCAUCAACUGCCCGGACGCCAUGCAGGCCUGCCCCAUCUCCGGCCUGACUGGUCCCACCGGCGACUUCGAGUGUAUCGAUGCCAAGGCUGAGCUCGAGUCUUGCGGUGGCUGCGUCUCGACCGGCGAGGGCCAGGAUUGUACCGCCAUCGAGGGUGUCUGGAACGUUGGCUGCGAGCAGGGCCGCUGUGCUGUCUACACAUGCGCUCAAGGCUACAAACAAUCUGCGGACGGCGCGUCGUGCCUCAAGCUCUAAACAGAUCGCUCGGAUCAUACGAGUCCGACCGAGACUUACGCGGAGAGAUCUCCAUUAACUGCUCACCUGGAAUAUUGGGUAUUACGCGACGUUACUUAAAGCCCCCAUAACUUCACACAUUCAUUCCCCAUCACUAUCCUUGGUCCCACUAGAUACCCUCGUCGGCCGACAUGACUGCUUAGGACGCGUUCCGCUCCGACGUGGCACACGGAUACUCACGUACACUCGUACCAGUACUGCUUGCGCCUGUUCUCAUCCCCCGUGUUGUGGUUGUCGGUGCUUAUUCUAUUUUGCUUCAGAGGGUUAAUGUUGCUCGUGUGCGUGCGGGGGCAGUGUUCGGCAUAUGCAACGCUGGUGAGAUCAAUGCCUGACCCA